AUGGAACCUGUGGUUUCAUCCAUCCUGCCCUUCGUCGUCGAUAAAUUUGAGCUACUUGAAGUGACGACCUCGGGCUUGUUACGUGCCCGCGGAAAUGUAAUCGCGACUACCCGAGACUCGAAAGCACUGGAGCCUAAUGCAAAGAAUCGCACAACAGAAGCUCAUGUUACCUGGCCAAUGUUAUUGAUCGCUAUGUUGACGAGAGUCAGCCUCAUGGUGGGCGUCUUCCCGGACACAGGCCCCUCAGCCCAGCAGGCGGAGCAACUACUUAUGGAAAUCAAAGCCAACAUAGAAGCGCAGAACCUUUAA
This is a messenger RNA of Protopolystoma xenopodis, 309 nucleotides long. Lineage: Eukaryota; Metazoa; Platyhelminthes; Monogenea; Polystomatidea; Polystomatidae. The record is from the annotation of a GenBank genome assembly.